AUGGCAGGCACGCUGCCUCCUCUAUUCGACAUUACCGACAGCGAUGAGGGAGGUUAUGCAGCAGUUGCGGUCUAUACCUUGCUGGCGUUGACACUUGUUAUUGUUGUCGCUCGUCUGUCUACUCGUUGGUACAUUGGAGGUGUCCUUCACUCCGAUGACAUCUUGUUAGCGGUCUCAACGCUAUUCGGAAUACUGCAGAGUAUCUUGGUGCAACUUGCCAUCUCCAAUGGACUUGGGCGAAAGCUAGCCACCAUAGGAAGCCACGAGCUGGUGCUCUAUCUGAAGUACGAAUAUGCAGCACAGAUCCUCCUCAUCGUGACGGUUGCCUUUAGCAAGAUCUCCCUGGGUCUGCUUUUCAAAAAUUUGAUGACGUCGCGCCGCUAUUUACGGACAAACCAGGUCUUAAUGGGGGUUAUAAUUGCAUGGGCGGUGGGUUCCAUCUUUGCAUUGGCCCUGCGAUGCUCGAUGCCAACGCCCUGGAUGUGGAAUUCGCCAGAUAAAUGCAUCAAUCAGGCUGCGCUUUUCGAAGCCAUCGCCGCACUCAACAUUGUCACGGAUAUUGCAAUCGUGUUGCUUCCCUGCAUGUUGCUUCGGACUGUACAAUUGUCCCACUGGAAACGGUUCAGGAUCAUGGCGCUACUCGCGACUCGAAUUUUGGUGUGCAUAUCAACAGGUAUUGGAAUCCACUUCACUGUCGAAAUGCUCCAGUCCUCCGACAUCCCAUGGGCAAAUACCGACUCCACCAUUUGGGACCAAGUGAUGAUGAAUCUGAGUAUCAUGACCACCGCCGUGCCAGCACUCGGACGACUGGUCAUCGAACUUCAACCCAGCCUCUACGCAUUCGCGAUCAAUGAAGAGCCCGUCGACGCAGCCUCGGCUGCCGACACGUACAAGUUUUCAUCAAUAGGGAGGUCUUUCAAUCAAACCUUCUCUGCGGAGCGGGGAAAGAGCCAUAGAUCCUCUGCUCAGACCACGAAUGGAUGGAGAGAGUCACUCAAGGACGAUGCUGAAAGUACGAAGGGGCUCGUGAACACCCCGAUUAUGAUCCAGCAGACGAUCCAUUUCGAGGUGCACUAA
Molecule: messenger RNA, 1077 nt
Organism: Penicillium atrosanguineum
Lineage: Eukaryota; Fungi; Ascomycota; Eurotiomycetes; Eurotiales; Aspergillaceae
Exons: 7
Coding region: 1-1077 (358 amino acids)
Source: RefSeq, a predicted model, not a curated record